AUAUAAUUUUGAAUAGUUGGUGGGCAUGUCACAGAUCAUAAGCUUCCCGGGAAAACUGAAAGCUUCUACUAAUAAACAAUCAUCGUCAUCAUACCACAUUCUUCUUUUGAAAACGACAUUGCAAUCCUGUUUGAUUUCUUGUUGUUCUUUAAGUACUGUCAUUCUGUUCUCUUUUGCUUUCAUAAAAUACCCAGUUCAUUACUUGCUUCUCCUUUACAACUCUCUUGUUCAUCCAACAUCACCUUUAUUUAUGGUAUUAAUUUACAGAAUAUUAUAUGUUCUCAUAAUUUCUUAGACAUCUCCGCCCAUUUAAAUCUCUCUAUAUAUUAGCUUUUGUUGUUGCCUUGUAGUUGUUGGGUUAAUAUUUUGUGCUUCUUCUGCAUAAGCACACAUAAAUAUAUUGAGAGAUCAGAGUAGAUUUGUUUGCGAAUAUGGGGUUUUGUAAAAGGGUGGUUUACAAGCCUGUUGCAGAAGUUGAUGUUAGCUCCAGUAGUGAUGAGGUUUAUAUCAGUGCCAAUGUCAAGGCUCCUCGGAUGGCUGGACUUCUUGUCAAACUGUUUGUCUGGCUCUUGGAGCUGAGGAUACUCAAACCCCUGUUACUAUACAUGUUGAAGAGAGAAAACCAAGUGCACAAGUUUGUCUCAUUUGUGGAGUUGGAAGAUCCCCCUCUAUAUGUCCCUUUGCACCCUUAUGAAGAGCACAGAGAACCAGAAACCAAGUAUCUAGAAUCCGGUCUCUCUCCUUCAGAACAAGUUCAACAGGCGACUGAAUGUAUAGAAUUUUCAGAAAAUAUAGGGGAAAAUGAAAAGAUAAGUUUCAGGCACUGGACAAUUUUGGACUAUUCAAGAGCCUAUUUAUCUCGACAAAUCACUCCCAACAUGGUUGCAGAUAAAUUUAUAGCAUCUGUCCAUCAGUCAAAUGAUCCUGCACUUCAAAUGUCAUUCUUUAUCAGUUGUGAUGAUCAAGAAAUUUUACGUCAAGCUAAUGAGGCGACUCUUAGAUAUGAAAGAGGAGAACCGCUAUCAGCUCUUGAUGGAGUACCAUUUGCUGUCAAAGAUGAAAUAGAUUGUAUGCCUUAUCCAACUACAGGUGGUACAAAGUGGUUGCACAAAGUACGACCUUGUACAGACGACGCUGACUGUGUUAAGCGCCUGAAGCUGUGCGGUGCAAUUAUUGUUGGAAAGACUAAUAUGCAUGAGCUCGGGGCUGGAACAAGUGGCAUAAAUCCUCAUUACGGGGCCCCUCGAAAUCCAUAUGAUACCAAUAAGAUCACAGGAGGCUCUUCUAGUGGAUCUGCUGCUGUAGUUUCUGCAGGAUUAUGCCCUGCUGCCCUUGGUGUUGAUGGGGGAGGAUCUGUCCGAAUUCCUGCUUCUCUAUGUGGCGUAGUGGGGCUUAAGCCAACUUUCAGUCGUGUGUCACAUUCUGGGGUCCUUCCCCUAAAUUGGACAGUUGGGAUGGUUGGUGUACUUGCAGGCACAGUUGAGGAUGCUAUGAUAGUUUACUCAGCUAUCAGCGGUCAGAUCCUAUCCCAUCAACACGUUGAACAGAGGCAUCCAGAAGUACAUCUACCACUCCUAAACUCACCAAACUGCAUGCCGAAAAUCAAGCUGGCAAGAUAUGAUAAGUGGUUCAACGAUUGUUCUUCUGACAUAAAGCUUAGCUGCUCGAAUGCUCUUGAUCAGCUUCAGAAAAUCUAUGGAUGGGAGACUGUAGACAUAAAUGUACCCGAGAUAGAGUCAAUGCGCCUGGCACAUUACAUAACCAUUGGUUCAGAGUGUAAUGCUUCACUUUCUCGCUAUCUGGAAAAACUGGAUAUGGAUGAAGUCGGGUGGGAUGCAAGGGCAGCACUUUCUCUGUAUGGUGCUUUUGACAGCAAGGAAUAUUUAAAUGCUCAGAGAAUCAGGAACCGUCAGCUGCAGAUUCACCAGAAGAUAUUCGAUCAAGCAGAUGUCAUAGUUACUCCGACAACAGGUGUAACAGCCUACACAAUACAGGAUGAUGCUCAGAAGACUGGCGAACUAGACUAUAUAAAUGGCGCUUCACUAGUACGCUACAUGAUAGCAGGAAAUUUUCUGGGAUUGCCUGCAGUUACUGUUCCUGUUGGAUACGACAGAGAUGGCUUGCCUAUUGGUCUUCAGAUCAUCGGAAAACCUUGGUCAGAAGCUUCAUUGAUCUACAUAGCUUACGCAGUCCAGGGAUUGUGUGCAGGGGAGUACAAGAAGCCUGAAGUGUACUAUGAUCUGCUUUCAGGCUUGAAGAAAGGCGAAACAACACAGCAAAACUAAUUUAGAAGCUGUUUUGGCUAUGUAAGUUUUGGACCAUGGGAUUUGAAUCCAGUUACCGCCAAGAAGAAUGGGUUUAUCAUGCAAACAUGUACUAUUAUUUGAAUCUCGUUCUCAUUCCGGGAUUCAAAUCCCAUGAUCCAAACGAACCCAUGAUCUAGUCAAUAAUGAGGCGGAUUGUAAGUACGAUGAUCCAAUGAACUUACCAUGAUCCAGAUGAGUUUUUCUCA
Messenger RNA from Daucus carota subsp. sativus, 2512 nucleotides. Its product is annotated as fatty acid amide hydrolase. Lineage: Eukaryota; Viridiplantae; Streptophyta; Magnoliopsida; Apiales; Apiaceae. The transcript has 20 exons. The record is from RefSeq and is a predicted model, not a curated record. Bases 432 to 2285 code for a protein of 617 amino acids. Gene Ontology annotation, molecular function: catalytic activity.